Messenger RNA from Phalacrocorax carbo (great cormorant), 531 nucleotides. NCBI's taxonomy places the organism in Eukaryota, Metazoa, Chordata, Aves, Suliformes, Phalacrocoracidae. The record is from RefSeq and is a predicted model, not a curated record.
AUGUCUUACUACGAGCAGUGCAAACAGCCCUGCCUGCCCCCUCCCAUUUGCGUGCAGAAAUGCAACAAGUGCGUGGAGCCCUGCAAGACAGUGUGCGUUGAGCCCUGCGGCAGCGUCUGCGUGAAGCCAUGCUCCACGCCAUGCGUGGAGGUCUGCCAAACGCCCUGUGCCACCCAGUGCGUGGAGCCUUGUGCCACCCAGUGCACCACGUCCUGCAGCACCCAGUGCGUGGAUCCCUGCAGCGUCCAGUGCGUGGAGCCCUGCAGCGUCCAGUGCGUGGAGCCCUGCAGCACCCAGUGCGUGGAGGUCUGCCCCCCUAAGUGCGUGGAGGUCUGCGUAAAGCCAUGUGCCACUCAGUGCCCAACCCAGUGCCCCACCCCGUGCGUGGAGCCCUGCGUCACCCAGUGCUGCACCAAGUGCGUGGAGCCUUGCCCACCCCAGUGCGUGGAGGUGUGUGCCACCAAGUGCGUCGAUUCUUGCGAGACGGUGUGCCUGGAGCCGUGCAGCACCGUCUGCUCUCACCCGUGCUGA